Coffea arabica (coffee) is the source of this 1354-nucleotide messenger RNA. Its product is annotated as GDSL esterase/lipase 1-like. The record is from RefSeq and is a predicted model, not a curated record. NCBI's taxonomy places the organism in Eukaryota, Viridiplantae, Streptophyta, Magnoliopsida, Gentianales, Rubiaceae. Gene Ontology annotation, molecular function: lipase activity.
CUUGCCGACAUAUGUAGUUGACACUGGGCAGGAAGAUUGCCAAAGAAAUUAGAUACAAAGUGUUAAAAGAUGGCAAAUUUGCAUAUCCAACUUCACUUAGUAGCAUUAUUCUUCCUUUCUAGUCUUAUACUGCCCUCUAAUUGCCUUCCUGCCCUCCAUCCAAAACCCCCUGUUGCCCUCCAUCCAAAAUCCCCUGUUGCCCUCAUUGUCUUUGGUGAUUCACUUUUUGACCCUGGAAAUAAUAACUACAUCAAGACAACCACUACUUUCCAGGCAAAUUUCCCACCUUAUGGAGAAACAUAUUUCAAAUCCCCAACCGGGAGGUUUACCAAUGGCCGCACUAUCCCUGAUUUUAUAGCUGAAUUUGCAAAAUUAUCCUUAAUUUCACCAUAUCUGCAAACCGGGCAUCAUGAGGUUUUGACCAAGGGCGUGAACUUUGCAUCUGGCGGUGCUGGUGCUCUUGUGGAAACUAAUAAGGGAUCGGUGAUCAGCCUUCAUAUGCAAUUCAAUAACUUUAGGGAAGCUAACAAACAGUUGAGGUUGAAGCUAGGUAAAAGAGCAGCAAGACGAGUGGUGAAAAAUGCUGUGUACUUGAUCAGCAUUGGAAGUAAUGAUUACUUGAACCCGUUGAUUAAUAAUCCCAGUAUGUUUAAGUCGCAUGCGCCACAAGAUUUUGUAGCAAUGGUGGUUGGCAACAUUACAUCAGUGCUUAAGAAAAUUCACAGGGAAGGUGGAAGAAAAAUUGGGAUUUUAACUUUGGGUCCUUUAGGUUGUUUCCCAAGGCUUAGGCUGGCCAAUGUGGCCGCUGGAGGAAAUGGAGAGUGCCUGGAACAGGCCACAGCUUUGGUCAAAUUACACAAUCCGUUGCUUUCCCAAAAGCUCCAAUUGCUACAGAAACAGCUCAAAGGUUUUAAGUACUCAUAUUUUGACUUCUUCACGGUUUACACUGAGACGAUACAAAAUCCACCCAAAUACGGUUUCAAGGAAGUGAAGAGUGCAUGCUGUGGUAGCGGUCCUUUCCGAGGAAACUUUAGCUGCGGAGGAAAGAGAGGAGUAAAAGAAUAUGAGCUGUGUCAUUAUCCCAAAGAUUAUCUAUUUUUCGACGCUGAGCAUCCAAGUGAAGCGGCCAACUUCUUGUCUGCGCGGUUGAUGUGGGGAGGGCCUUCCAACGUUACAGGGCCUUACGAUAUCCGGUCUCUCUUUAUGCGCUAAUUUCUGGUGUGGACUUCUUAAAUUGUGUAAACUUGAAGUUCACAACUCCAGAUCUGCUUCUUAUAUUUGGUCAUGUAUUUGAAUAAUAAUUUCAAUAAGAAAAAAUAUCAAUAAGCAGUAGAAUCCCAUGGUGUUUGCUCUA